CCUUCAAAUCUUAACUUCGGCUGUCUGUCUUCAUUUCAUUUUUUGUUAGAACAAGUAAAAACUGGGACGGGACUAGACUAGACCAACUUCCCUGAACUGCGAGACUUUUCUUUCCUGCUUAGGGUUUUCAAAAUAUUCCUCGCCUGAGCUCAAUUUCAAUAUCUCAACUUCAAAUUAGGGUUCCCAGCUACUCCUUUCCUCUUUCUGUCUUUGUACGGUCAAGGCAUGCUGGGCGGCCGCAGAGAUGGACCGUUGAUGAGGGAAAAGGGCCAAACGGGCCGCGGAUCACGAAUUGCUAUAGCAAUUGUGAUCGGAGUUCUUCUCGGCUGCGCCUUCUCUGUCUUCUACCCUCAUGGAUUUUUCAUUUCCGAUUCGACUAUUCAAAACCGUCGAAUCGGCCACUCGGAUCUUCAGAUAAGUUUAUCAUCAUGCGAGUCAUCGGACAAGAUCGAUGCCCUGAAGUUAGAUAUUCUAUCACUAUCAAAUACGAACUCCGAGUUGCAGAAGGAGGUCAGAGAUCUGACUGGGAAGCUACGACUGGCUGAACAAGUAAAGGAUCAUGCUGAGAAGCAGGUUUUGGUGCUGGGCAAGCCUCAUAAAGCUGGGCCUAUGGGUACUGUCAAAGCCUUGAGAACUAGUCCAACUGUCAGUCCUGAUGACUCUGUAAAUCCCAGAUUGGCUAAGAUUUUAGAGAAAGUCGCAGUUCAAAAUGAGAUUAUUGUUGCACUUGCAAAUUCAAAUGUUAAAAGCAUGUUGGAAGUCUGGUUCACUAGCAUCAAGAAAGUUGGUAUCACUAAUUAUUUGGUUGUAGCCCUUGAUGACGAGAUUGUAGAUUUCUGCAAAUCCAAUGACGUUCCUUUCUACAAGAGAGAUCCAGAAGAUGGUGUCGAUUCGAUUGCAAAAACAGGAGGGAACCAUGCCGUAUCUGGAACUAAAUUUCGUAUUUUGAGAGAGUUUUUACAAUUGGGUUACGGUGUGCUUCUAUCAGACGUUGAUAUAGUGUAUUUGCAGAAUCCAUUUGAUUAUCUUCAGCGUGAUUCAGAUGUUGAGUCUAUGACCGAUGGUCACAAUAACAUGACAGCUUAUGGAUAUAACGAUGUCUUUGAUGAACCUUCCAUGGGUUGGGCGCGUUAUGCACAUACAAUGAGAAUCUGGGUUUAUAACUCUGGUUUUUUUUACAUACGUCCUACAGUUCCUUCGAUUGAGCUUUUGGAUCGCGUGGCUGGACGGCUUUCACGAGAACCAAAGUCCUGGGAUCAAGCAGUUUUUAAUGAAGAGCUUUUUUACCCUUCGCACCCUGGGUACGAAGGACUUCAUGCUGCCAAGAGAACUUUGGAUUUCUAUCUUUUCAUGAACAGUAAGGUCCUAUUCAAAACGGUUAGGAAAGAUCCUAACUUAAGGAAGUUGAAGCCAGUAAUUGUUCAUGUAAACUACCAUCCGGAUAAACUUCCAAGAAUGAAAGCCGUGGUUGAGUACUAUGUCAACGGCAAACAAGACGCACUAGAUCCAUUCCCAGAGGGUUCUGCGUGAUAGCAAUAGUUCUCAUGGAUGUCCUUGUUCUGACUUAAGGAUGAUAGGCUCAGAAAUUCACGUGCUACACAACUUGGGUCGAUUUGAUUGCAAUUUGCUCAUGGGGCCACUUGAAUUUAUCUCAUUCCGUGUCUCUCUUAAUUUCUUUUCCUUCUGUUUUUUUUUUUUUGGCUUUUUAUUCAAUUACACACUAGAAUUUUGGUUGCUUUGUCUUCAUUUAACUUUUGUUCUGUUUCACGUGAUUAUACGGAGUUACUGACAGAUCCAUGGGAGUGUUCUCCCUCUAUCAUACUCGAUCAUUUUGUUGUACAAAAGGUCUAGUUUUCUAA
Messenger RNA from Humulus lupulus (European hop), 1859 nucleotides. RefSeq names its product arabinosyltransferase RRA3-like. NCBI's taxonomy places the organism in Eukaryota, Viridiplantae, Streptophyta, Magnoliopsida, Rosales, Cannabaceae. The transcript has 2 exons. The coding region runs from base 226 to 1530 and encodes 434 amino acids. Gene Ontology annotation, molecular function: glycosyltransferase activity. Gene Ontology annotation, biological process: root hair cell development. The record is from RefSeq and is a predicted model, not a curated record.